Messenger RNA from Trichechus manatus latirostris (Florida manatee), 3370 nucleotides. It is a transcript of the gene TLE1, whose product is annotated as TLE family member 1, transcriptional corepressor. Gene Ontology annotation, cellular component: nucleus; transcription regulator complex. Lineage: Eukaryota; Metazoa; Chordata; Mammalia; Sirenia; Trichechidae. Gene Ontology annotation, molecular function: transcription corepressor activity; protein binding. The record is from RefSeq and is a predicted model, not a curated record. The transcript has 21 exons. Bases 70 to 2514 code for a protein of 814 amino acids. Gene Ontology annotation, biological process: regulation of DNA-templated transcription; negative regulation of canonical Wnt signaling pathway.
GGAUUAAAGUUGGAAAUUGAGCGGAGAAUUCAGUUGCCCAGGAACAGAGCCGCGGCCGCCGCCAGAGCGAUGUUCCCGCAGAGCCGGCACCCGACGCCGCACCAGGCUGCAGGCCAGCCCUUCAAGUUCACGAUCCCGGAGUCUCUGGACCGGAUCAAGGAGGAAUUCCAGUUUCUGCAGGCGCAGUAUCACAGUCUUAAAUUGGAAUGUGAGAAGCUGGCAAGUGAAAAGACAGAAAUGCAGAGGCACUAUGUGAUGUAUUAUGAAAUGUCAUAUGGAUUAAACAUUGAAAUGCAUAAACAGACUGAAAUCGCCAAGAGAUUGAAUACGAUUUGUGCACAAGUCAUCCCAUUUCUGUCUCAGGAACAUCAACAACAGGUGGCUCAGGCCGUCGAACGUGCCAAGCAGGUGACCAUGGCAGAGUUGAAUGCCAUCAUCGGGGUACGUGGCCUACCAGGUCUACCUCCUACACAGCAGCAGUUACAAGCUCAGCAUCUCUCCCACGGCCAUGGACCCCCAGUACCCCUCACACCUCACCCUUCGGGACUUCAGCCUCCUGGAAUCCCACCACUCGGGGGCAGCGCCGGCCUCCUGGCGCUGUCCAGUGCCCUGAGUGGGCAAUCUCAUUUGGCAAUAAAAGAUGACAAGAAGCACCAUGAUGCAGAGCACCACAGAGACAGAGAACCGGGCACAAGUAAUUCCCUCUUGGCACCAGACAAUCUAAGAGGCGCAGAUAAACGCAGAAAUGGGCCCGAAUUUUCCAACGACAUUAAAAAAAGAAAGGUGGAUGAUAAGGACUCCAGCCACUAUGAUAGUGAUGGUGACAAAAGUGAUGACAACUUAGUUGUGGAUGUGUCUAAUGAGGACCCUUCUUCUCCACGAGCGAGCCCAGCCCAUUCACCCCGGGAAAACGGAAUUGACAAAAACCGCCUGCUAAAGAAAGAUGCUUCGAGCAGCCCAGCGUCCACGGCCUCCUCGGGAAGUUCCACUUCUUUGAAAUCCAAAGAAAUGAGCUUGCAUGAAAAAGCCAGCACGCCGGUUCUGAAAUCCAGCACACCGACUCCACGCAGUGACAUGCCAACGCCGGGCACCAGCGCCACUCCAGGACUCCGUCCAGGCCUCGGCAAGCCUCCAGCCAUGGACCCCCUCGUUAACCAAGCUGGAUUGGGUUUUCAUUUGGAAUUGGUACCAGGGAAUGGAAAGUUCGGACUAAAGGAGAAAUCUUGGAUUUUAUCAAGAAAAUCUUCUUUUGACAUUAAGUCAGCAGCCGGUUUGAGGACGCCCCUGGCAGUGCCCGGCCCGUACCCUGCUCCAUUUGGAAUGGUCCCCCACGCCGGCAUGAAUGGCGAGCUGACCAGCCCGGGCGCUGCUUACGCGAGUUUGCACAACAUGUCUCCCCAGAUGAGCGCUGCUGCAGCCGCCGCCGCCGUGGUGGCCUAUGGGCGCUCGCCGAUGGUUGGGUUUGAUCCUCCCCCUCACAUGAGAGUACCUACCAUCCCUCCAAAUCUGGCAGGAAUCCCUGGGGGGAAACCUGCAUACUCCUUCCACGUCACUGCAGACGGUCAGAUGCAGCCUGUCCCCUUCCCCCCCGACGCCCUCAUUGGACCUGGAAUCCCCCGACACGCUCGCCAGAUCAACACUCUGAACCACGGGGAGGUGGUGUGCGCCGUGACCAUCAGCAACCCCACGCGGCACGUGUACACGGGUGGGAAGGGCUGCGUCAAGGUCUGGGACAUCAGCCAGCCUGGCAACAAGAGUCCUGUCUCUCAGCUCGACUGCCUGAAUAGAGAUAAUUAUAUCCGUUCCUGUAAAUUGCUCCCUGAUGGUUGCACCCUAAUUGUUGGAGGGGAAGCCAGUACUCUAUCCAUUUGGGACCUGGCGGCUCCGACUCCGCGGAUCAAGGCGGAGUUGACGUCCUCGGCUCCUGCCUGCUAUGCCUUGGCCAUCAGCCCCGACUCCAAGGUCUGCUUCUCGUGCUGCAGCGACGGCAACAUCGCUGUGUGGGACCUGCACAACCAGACGCUGGUGAGGCAAUUCCAGGGCCACACAGACGGAGCCAGCUGUAUUGACAUUUCUAACGAUGGCACCAAGCUUUGGACGGGUGGUUUGGACAACACGGUCAGAUCCUGGGACCUGCGCGAGGGGCGACAGCUACAACAGCAUGACUUCACAUCCCAGAUCUUCUCGCUUGGAUAUUGCCCCACUGGAGAGUGGCUCGCCGUGGGCAUGGAAAGCAGCAACGUGGAGGUUCUGCACGUCAGUAAGCCCGACAAGUACCAGUUGCAUCUCCACGAGAGCUGUGUGCUGUCCCUAAAAUUUGCUUAUUGUGGUAAAUGGUUUGUGAGUACUGGAAAAGACAACCUCCUCAAUGCUUGGCGGACCCCCUACGGAGCCAGUAUAUUCCAGUCCAAAGAGUCCUCGUCAGUGCUUAGCUGUGACAUCUCUGUGGAUGACAAAUACAUAGUCACUGGCUCAGGGGACAAGAAGGCUACAGUCUAUGAAGUCAUCUACUGAAAACAUAAUGUGGUUUAACGUUUAUAGUUGAAUUGGGCCAAAAUGUUUUGAAUUUGUAGAAAUAGAGGCGUUGUAACUUUAAAAGGAAAAACAAAAACCUGUUUCCGAGUCUUGACACAAAACUACUUUGAGUCUACAAAGAGGAGGCGGCAAAUCCAUCAGCAGAAGGUCACCUAGCUACCUAGACCAAGUGGAGCACCGAGGCAGAGUGGACAGAGGGGCCAAGGGUGGUACGACUGAGGAACGGAAUCUGCUGGCCCGUGUUAGAGCCCCUUAUUUCCUUUCUGUGUGAUCUGCCAGUCGCGUGUUGCCUGAGCGUGAGAUUACCUUUCUGUUUCUUGCAGUUCACCUCACGUUCCACCCUUUCUAGAGCAGUGGUGUCUCCGAUGAACUCGUUCCCUGGUUUUGCAUCUUGUGAAAUGUUUUUUUGUAUUUUUGUUGAAGGUUAAACAUUUGUAUAAAUUGUAAAUAUAUUUGGUUUAUUACAGUAAAGGCUUUAGUACCAAUAAGUGGCUUUUCUUUUUCUUCUUUAUUGUUUUUGUGAGAGCUCUGGCAUUGUUGGGGUAGGUUUUAUAAGCAAAGUCCAAACAUUUGUAGAGGAAGUUUUACAAUGCACUUCUUAUUUUAUAAAUAUAUUUGGACGUGGACUCCCUCUCACUGCACUGGAACCUGACUCAUCAAGCACGUCUCAGUUACUGGAAACUCCACACGAGGAAUUGUGAUCAGUUAAAGCUGUAUUAAUAGCAGCUUUAUUUGAGAAGCUAAAAUUACUUCACCAAGAUUCGUUCUUUUGUUACGAUAUUCUUGUGAUUCAAGGUCACAAAUUCAAGCUUGACUUUUUCCUGGUGAUUCAUUG